AUGUUCGAAUAAGACUAUGAGGACCAAGGAUUUGUUGAUUAACAACAUCAAAGGGAUGAGUACGAAGAAAGUUAUCAGUAUCUCGGAAUAGAUUAAUAUUGUCCCCACACCGAGAUACCUAAGUUGAACACGAAAGUGCAGGUAGACAGAUACAAUACGUUGAUGGAAAAGGAUGCGGACACCAAGAACAUUCCUAAAACAUUUGGAAACAAUUUCAAGAAGUUUAUGGAUAAUCAACAAGAACAAAGAAAAGAACAUUUCGAGAAGAACCCUCUGCCUAAAGAGAUGCAUAAUUUUCUGAAUAAGAAAAAGACUGGCAAAUAAGCAGAUUAUACGAUCCAAGAUUUCAGAGAACUUUUUCAUAAUAAACAAUCAAAUGCUUGGUUUUAAUUUUACAUUGAGAACUUCUCCUUUUUGGAUCUGGUCAACUCCAAUAGGAUAGAUGAUCCAGAGAAAUAUAUCAAGUUUAUUGAACAAUAUUUAGCAGGUGCUAGAGAUCCCCCCAAUUUCAUUUCCAGUCGUCCAAUCAAAAAUAACAAAUAGGAAAAGAAGAAGUAGAAAAGAGAGGAGAGAAUUGAAGUUCAAUCGAUGCAGUAGUAAUAUCAUUUGCCUCAGAUUAUUGAGGAGGAGCAAGAUUAAGUGUAACAUCAAAAUCAAAAUGAUUAUGAAGAGUCUCACUAAAUACUCAUCACCUAUGGCAGAGAGGGAGUUUAGAACCAAUAUUAGGAUUGAAAACAUAUUAUUAAAAAUAUUUAGUGAUAUUA
Molecule: messenger RNA, 764 nt
Organism: Paramecium octaurelia
Lineage: Eukaryota; Ciliophora; Oligohymenophorea; Peniculida; Parameciidae
Source: the annotation of a GenBank genome assembly